GCUCUUGCAGCGAAACAUCCAAGUUCCGACGAGCCCCCUCCCUGCAGCAUGACGUAGCGAAUAUUCUCACUGCUCUCCUCGACAUAUACAAAGGUAUAUUCAUCCUGACUCUGCUCUUCUAUAGUCGAUAGUUGCCCUCAGUCGAACUAUUUUGAAUCUCUGUCGUCCAGAACUAUCUUGAUCAUAUUGCUAUAUUCAUCGUGAAGUUUUUAUCAUGUCAGCAGUCGACGACCUCAAGAAGCAGAAUGCUGCUCUUCAAGACGGCGUUGCUAAGAUAGCAGAUGGUGCAAAGAAGACUCCAGCAGCCACGCCUGCAAAGACACGGACACCUAUUGGAACCAAGAAACCUCUGCCUAUUGCGAAGCCAAAGACUACAGCACCAGCCAAGACUACUCCGGCUAAGGCUGCUCCGGCAAAAGUUGGAGCCCCGGCUUCGAGCACGACACCAGCGGCGAAGCCUGCUGCUACCAGAACUCCGAUUGGGACCAAAAAGCCACUCCCUAUUGCGAAACCGAAGACCACAACACCAGCAACGACUACUCCUGCAGAGACUGCCACAACCCCGUUGAAGAAAGCAACCCCCUCCACCACCUCUCCGGCUGCCACCAAGAAACCUGCCCCGGCAUCCUCUGGCUCCACACCCCUUGUCCCAACCCCCAAGACCGCUACUCCAACAUCAAAACCCGCCUCCACAACCACGACACCCCUCAAGAAACCCACGCCCCGGAAGCCCACGACUACUACUCCCGCCGCAUCUUCUCCAACCACAUCUUCUCCUGCCGCCAAAAAGGCCCCCGUCAAACCCCAAUCCACCAUCAGCAAAACCUCCAACGUCAUCACCGGCACCACAAACAAGGGUGUCUCAACCCUCUCCUCUGGCCUCAACAGCACCACCUCGACCGCCACCUCCGGCGUCUCUGGAGCUGUCGGCGGCAUAACGGGCACAGCUGGUAAAGGCUUCGACCAGCUGCCCCCCGGCGUCGGCAAGCCCGCCAAGCAGGUCACCGAUGGGGUUGGGAAGACAGCGUCGAAUGUGACGGACGGCCUGGAUUAUACCAUUGGCGGCACGACGAAGGGGCUGCAGGGGACCGUGUCGAAGACGACGAACGCGAUCGGGAAGGGGGAUGCGAGGGGCACGGCUGCUGGACUAAGCUCCGGCGUGGGCAAUACGGUUAAAGGCGUCGGGAAGGGGGUUGGGAAUACGCUCGGGGGUGCGGUGGGAGGGGUUGGAGAGACGGUUGGAGGGCCGCUGGGCGGAGUGGUUGGUGGAGUUGGGAAGGGGCUUGGUGAUGGCGUGAGUGGGCUUACCGGAGGUGUUGGUGAAGGAGUCGGGAAGCUGGGAAAGGGUGAUUUGAUUGGUGGUGUGGGAAGCACGGCUGGCGGUGUGUAUAAGGGCGUUGGUGGGCUUCUUAGAGGUGUGCUGGGUGGGGUGGGCCAAAAGGAGGAGGAGGAGGAGUGAUCUGUGGAAUGGAUGUGGAAGGGGGGAACUCUUUUUCCGAAGUGUAUUAGGGUAAUGCUUGCGCAGUUCUGGGCCUGUACGACUUCAAAAUGUCAGUAGCUAGUAUGAGACAUGUUUGAAUAGUGUCUUUCAAAAGGUUCCGAUGUCACAUCGAAAGCCGCCGCAAGGUAAUAGACUGUCCGGUGGAUGGCCUUUAGGCUGAAGCACACGUGCAUGUUUGAGAGAAUAUCAUUCUGGCCUAUGAUGCUAGUCUAUAAUAGGUAGCUAACAAAAUAAAUGAU
Messenger RNA from Mytilinidion resinicola, 1740 nucleotides. RefSeq lists its product as uncharacterized. Lineage: Eukaryota; Fungi; Ascomycota; Dothideomycetes; Mytilinidiales; Mytilinidiaceae. Bases 215 to 1459 code for a protein of 414 amino acids. The record is from RefSeq and is a predicted model, not a curated record. The transcript is spliced from 2 exons.